This is a messenger RNA of Danio aesculapii, 5425 nucleotides long. It is a transcript of the gene adra2b, whose product is annotated as adrenoceptor alpha 2B. Gene Ontology annotation, molecular function: G protein-coupled receptor activity. Gene Ontology annotation, cellular component: membrane. The coding region runs from base 1104 to 2648 and encodes 514 amino acids. The record is from RefSeq and is a predicted model, not a curated record. The transcript has a single exon. Gene Ontology annotation, biological process: adenylate cyclase-activating adrenergic receptor signaling pathway. NCBI's taxonomy places the organism in Eukaryota, Metazoa, Chordata, Actinopteri, Cypriniformes, Danionidae.
GCGAGAGCGGCUUGCGCUAGCCGCCCCGAUACUUAAAACUGGUAAUGCGCGCGGCACGUAGGAGGCAUCCAACUUGCUGAAUGAGAUACUGCUGAAACAGGAGAAACACGAAGGGAGACGGAGGACAAACUGUUUUCACUGAUACUUUUUUUUAAUAUUUGGACAUACCCGACUCUUUUGGCGUGCCUCUGAUUCUCCAGUAAGCCGACUUUUCUCCACUCAGGAAUGUAACAACGACACAACUACACCAGACUCCAUCAUUUAUCAGGGUAGUUGUUGCACUUCAAUUCUUUCUGCAAACUUGUGAAAACUGUGAGGGGAAACUGGCACAUCGCCGCGCGCUGCUGCGCUCUCUCUGGAGAUUUAUAUUUAAAGCCUCGCGCUCCGUGGAGGGUUGAGCAUCUGGGUAACCUAGAUUUAAGCAUUCCAAUAUAUUUGUUUUGUAAUUACUUGUCAACAUUUUAUAACGUUUAUUAAAAUCUCAAAUUGAAUGUUAACUUUAUUUAAUGCUGUAACUGAAUAAUUAUUAUCCAAAUCAUUUAAUAGAAGCACAAUAUUGCGCAUAUUUUUCAUAUUGGCAUUUAAUCAAUCGCUCACUUUAGAUGUGAUCACUCAUAUUUUUGCAGUGGUCUUUUGUUUUAGCUGUCCCCCUCUCACAUUUCAUUUUCAACCUGUCUUAUGUAACAACAUUCUGAAGUUGAUUAUUUAACGACAGACACGCAAAUAAUAAUUAAUGGGAAUCGUAAAUUAAAAUGUAUAACAAUUAUUCGGAUGUUUAUUUUAUUUUUUAUUAAGUUGCAUGUUACUCAGAUGUGGCUUAAUUCAAUCUUUUGAGAUGCAAACUAAUAAAUUCACAACACCCAACGAGAUGUGACAUACGAUGACUGACAGAAUCUUUAGUACCGUUAGCAAUGUAUUCAUUCGUUUAUACGUAGGGGGUUUAUACAUAAAGGUUUUAUUUAAUUUAAUAUUUUACAAAAUAUUGUACACUACGUUUUUAGGAUAUAAAACAAACAGCUAAACCAUAUUAUUCAACUUAUUCUACCCACAUACGGAUUGCCAUAGAGAAGAAUAGCCCACGUGCACCUUCUGCAUUGGCAGUCAUGGAUAGCCCAUGCCCUGUUGCCGUGGGUCUGCCUGGCCACACUAAUAGCACUGGAGGCACGUCUUCACCGACUUGUAACCAGAGCAUGAUAAAACUCGCCCCGUACUCUCCUGAAGCCACAGCAGCCUUUGCAACAGCCAUCACGUUGAUGAUGCUUAUUACAAUAGUAGGCAAUAUCCUGGUCAUCAUCGCUGUUUUAACAAGUCGCUCACUAAGAGGACCCCAGAAUCUUUUUUUGGUCUCCCUUGCUGCUGCAGACAUCUUGGUGGCCACCCUCAUCAUCCCCUUUUCCUUAGCAAAUGAACUGAUGGGCUACUGGUAUUUCCGCUCUGUGUGGUGUGAGAUCUACCUGGCGCUGGAUGUGUUGUUCUGCACUUCCUCUAUAGUGCAUCUGUGCGCCAUCAGUCUCGACCGCUACAUGUCUAUCUCACGUGCCGUCACGUACGGUCCCAAACGGACACCCAAACGAAUCAAGUGUGCCAUUUUGGUGGUGUGGUUGAUCUCGGCGGUAAUCUCAUUUCCACCAUUACUAUCUAUGAACAAGAAUAAAGGUGGUGGCGAGUCAGGCGCGCUGCCUCAGUGUCAGCUCAACGAUGAGCGCUGGUACAUUCUGUACUCUACUAUUGGGUCCUUCUUUGCUCCUUGUCUAAUUAUGAUCUUAGUCUACAUGCGGAUCUAUCAGAUCGCCAAGCAGCGCACUCGAUGUCCACCAGGGGAGCCCCGCAAAGAGGCCCCAACUAAUGCUGCAACCCCUCAGCACAAGAUCCAAAAUGGAAGAGGAGAUGAAACGCCUGGCGCACUUCAGAAAAAAGCCAGGCCUCCAACUCUGGCUGUGUCCCAAGUGGAGUCUGUCCAGCAGGCUGCAAACACCCCGAUCGCCAACAACCUUUUGCAAGCCCCUUCAACAACCUUGACACCAACCACCCCAUGCCCCUCACCGUCUCCUUCAAAUUCAUCUGAAGUGGCUCCCAGUAAAAGUAAAGAGGGGAAAAAGGAGAAGAAGAAGAACAACAAGAACAAGAACAAGAACAAGAACAAGAACAAGAAAGAGCCUGACAACAAUAAUGGAGAAAGCAUGAGCUCUGAUUCGGACACUGAGCAAGGUGGGAGGGGGUUAGAGGUCCCUUGCACGCCGACCAUGACCCCCAGUGGCAUCCAUUCUCCUGCCACCAUGCAGAAAUACAGAGACAUGAUCGCCACUGCUAAAGGUGCCAAGCUGGUGGCCCGGAAGGCCAAGCAAGAAGGAACGCCCAACUCUGCACGCCGCAAAGCAAUGGUGAACCGAGAGAAGCGAUUCACCUUUGUGUUGGCGGUAGUGAUUGGUGUCUUUGUCAUUUGCUGGUUCCCCUUCUUCUUCUCAUACAGCCUACAGGCUGUGUGCCCAGAUUCGUGUGCCCUGCCAGAGCCACUCUUCAAGUUCUUCUUCUGGAUCGGCUACUGCAACAGCUGCCUCAACCCGGUCAUCUACACCAUCUUCAACAAAGACUUCCGCAGAGCCUUCAAAAAGAUCCUCUGCAAGAACACCAAAGGCACAUUCUUCUGAAGCUCCUGAGGUGCAUCGUCUCCUCAGAUUUAUAAAAACACAAACACUUACAGCUAUUCAGAACACGAGCGUCAGAAAAAACACUAAAAGAAGCACAAUAAUGGUGUUGUUGUGAUGUAAACGAAGGGCUUUUUGUGCUGCCGGGUGUACCGAGGAGACCACGCGACUCAAAUGACUCUAUUCUGUCCAGGUUACCACCUCAGGCUUCAGACUCAAGGACUUGUGCUAUAAAUGAGGCUAAUCCAAAAAUAUUCAUGGACAUUGACAAAUCAAGGCUGGAAACAAAAGAACUUACGAGGACUAUGGCACACCUGCAAGGACAAGCCACAGGAUUUGGAGCUCAAUACAAAGGUUGCUGCAUUUUUUUCCCUCUCUUGUUUUUUUUUUGGUGUUAUUUCUCACCUUUCUAAAAGCCUUGGGGAUUUCUCUAAGGAUUUCAGAGGUACUCCAUUCAGAAUAUUUACGUACUGAUUUUUCAUGCUGAUCGGUCUACUUGAUGCCUACACAGCACUAUUUCUGAGGAACAAAGCUGAAAGACACAAAUUACUCUUUGUGGAAAUCCUUGCCAUGGGCAAUGUGUAUGAAACGAGCUGACGCAAGUUUCUCCGAUCGAACAUUAAGGCUUUUAGUUACAGAUCCCCCCUAGUGCAGGACCAUAGGGGAGGUUGCUUGCCAUGCUCUGAUGCAGAAAGGCUCUGUGAAUACAGAAUACUUGUUAUGGAUUGGACUGAUUGCUAAUAGACUUUGAAUUGAUAUAUGAUAUGAUAUGUUCGUUAUGUAUUAAUACAAAUGCUCUUUUUAAAAAAAAAUGAUGAUGAUGACUCUUUACGUUAUCAAAAAAAUGACUUUUAGAAUUCAGUGGCUGUGUCAGAUGACACAAACACCUCCUGAUUUCCCUGGAGGUGCUCUUUCUGACUCUCUCUUUGUAUAAAAGAACAAAUGAUAAUUAUUUGUUGGUGUACACUGAUCUACUGCACCCUAAAUGUGUGAACAUUCAGCAGGGUGAUACUUUGGGACUAAGGGCUGAUAGCAGUGAUGCUUUCCAUUUCUUUGAUCAUUGUCUUUUUGCUGAUGAUCCCCGUGAGUGUGUGCACGCACAGAGCAAAUAUUAUGAAUGGGUAUGUGUUGCGUCUGACUGCUAUGUAUGUCUGGAAAUGUAUGCUGUGUGUGAGAGGGUGUGCGAAUGUUGUUGUGUGAAUGUUUCUUUGCUUAAGGUGUGCGUGUUCACAUCCCUUCCUUGAUUCCACUGGCACUAGUUCAACUAUAUAUGUAUGUGCUUGAUAAAUGUGGCUGGUUUGCCAUAUCUGCCAGUGCUUAUUUCUCGUGCCAAUGCUUUGACAUGUUUUGCUGCUACUAAUUCAUUUAGUAUCUUUUAUUUUGUUUUUUUUAAACCAGAGUUUUAUUGCAAAAGAAUCUCUUGCAGUUCAUUUCGAGGCAAUUUGGAAAUGAGGCAUCUUAUGCUGAGAGCUGUAAAUUAUUACGUGAAUGAUUUUGUAUUUAUUUAUCUCGCUAUUUGCUGUUCCUCUGUUAUAUACAGUGCUCAGCAUCAUUUUGAAAAUUAAUCUAUUUUCAUCAAUUCCUCAGUGAAUAUAGGCAAUGUAUUUGGUGCAUUUAAACAAAACAGAUUUAUUAAACAGAUCUAUUUAUUUAAACAAUAUUUUUGUCACCAAACAUAUUUAGAAAUUGAAAGAUAAUACAAUUAAAUUCAAGCAAAAAAUAUAUAUAUAAAUAUAAAAUUUCAACUAUAUUUUUAAAAUUUCUUUGCUUCUUUUGAUUUAAAUUGGUAUUUAAUACUUUUCUUUUACAUAAAUUUGGGUGUGCUAGUUUUUGGACAGUUAUUUUGUUAGAUAAGCUCCAGAUUUGGCUUCAGCACUGACUAAUCUAAUGCAUAUGCACAAACAUAAUAUUCUAUAGCUUCCUAUUAAAAAUAUGAAUAUAAAAGAUAGAUUUGUGAGGGGUGUACUUUUAAAUGCUGAGCACUGUAUAUAUCUAUUUUUCCGACUUCCUUUAUUUUUAUUUCCCAAGGGGAAACAGACGUGAGGAGUUCAGCUUUAGCUACAACACAAUUAAAAAAAAACCUUCUACUGUACAAUAUUUGUGAUCUUUAUUUUUAUACAUGUGGCAAGACAUAUUGCAUACGGGCUGCGUUCUAAAAAGCUUUGCAAUUGACAGGAUCCUAGUAACUGUAUGCCUUUUGCCUCCUGGACUCUUCUUUCUUUAGUGUAAUGCUGUUGGUUUUCCACUGCUCUUUAAAAAUAAAACCGCUGAGCUGUGUGUGCCAACUGACUCAUUGCUGUUAGAGAAUAAGUAUGGAGCUCUAAGUACAGAUGAACAGAUCUUGACAGACGUCAUGCGUUGACCAUUUUGAAAGGGGAAAGGGCUUUAUGAAAACCAGUGAUGGCGAAUUUCCUUCUCCAAAAAGCAGCACUUUCUUGUUUUAAUGAAUCGAGCCAUCUGCAAACAUGUUGAAUGAACACAUUUUUUCCGGUAACACUUUAUUUUGAUGGUCCAUUUGAGUAUUAGUAGACUGUCUGCUUAAUAUCUGCUGAUACUGCUCCUUCAACAGACGUUUAACUGACUAUAAGAAACUUUGCAAGUACAUGCCAACUUACACAAAAUUAUUAUGUGAAUGAUUUUGUAUUUAUUUAUCUUGCUAUUUGCUGUUCCCCUGUUAUAUACAGUGCUCAGCAUCAUUUUGAAAUGAAUAUUUUUAUCCAUUUCCAGUGAAUAUUGGCGAUGUAUUUUGGUGCAUUUAAACAAAGCAGACUUAUUAAACA